GUGUGAAACACUGUGUCAUAGACUUCUGUGAGUGACAUCUGGUCUGAGGUAUGAAUGAUAGCGAGGACAGGAGUCGAGUGGUGGCGCCGAAGACCCCACACGUGAGUGUCAAGAGAUUGAGAGGUCGACCCAAAAGACAUGUCCACCCGUUGGACACGAAUCACUUCCAACAGACCACCAAUUUGGUCGCC
Molecule: messenger RNA, 191 nt
Organism: Oppiella nova
Lineage: Eukaryota; Metazoa; Arthropoda; Arachnida; Sarcoptiformes; Oppiidae
Source: the annotation of a GenBank genome assembly